This is a messenger RNA of Musa acuminata subsp. malaccensis (wild Malaysian banana), 1233 nucleotides long. RefSeq lists its product as uncharacterized. NCBI's taxonomy places the organism in Eukaryota, Viridiplantae, Streptophyta, Magnoliopsida, Zingiberales, Musaceae. The record is from RefSeq and is a predicted model, not a curated record.
CUGCACUCUGCAACUCUGCACUUGCUUCAUAAAAGGCACCGCCGCUUCCCACACCACAUCGGGCGAUGCUGCUGCUGCCUUCGUCGCAGUACUCAGAGAAGAACAGGCGGCACAUCUGGUCGGCUCAGGUCCCCCCCAUGGAUCUGGCAACCAGUGGAGCAGCCUCUGCGCGCGAGUCAUCCAAGGCCGUCGUCGUCGGCCGCAGGACGGGUAUCACGGCCUGCUCUCUGCUUCUGCUCUCGCUGCUCAUCUACGCCUGCCCGGGGCCACCCGAGCUGUUCUCGUCGACGGCGUUCCCCGUUCUCCAACACCCAUUCGAUGCGAGAAAAAGUGUCGAACGAGAUGAAUUGGGCAUCGCCUUGGAGGGAACUUCGAUGAAGAAUAAGACACUAAUAAUUGCCAUUUUAAAUAAAGCAUACAUUGGUGAAAAUGGCAUGUUGGAUCUCUUCCUGCUGAGCUUGCACCAAGGGGAAAACACUGAGUUCUUGAUCAAUUACCUCCUCCUCGUAGCAGUUGAUGAACUGGCCUUCAAUCGAUGUAAAGCAUUACAACUUCACUGCUAUCAUCUUGACUCUGAGGGUGUUAGUUUCUCCAAGGAGGCCUUUUACAUGUCUGGUAACUUUAUCAAGAUGAUGUGGAGAAGAACUCAAUUCCUUAGAGAAGUCCUGAGGCGUGGAUAUAGCUUCAUCUUCACGGACAUGGAUAUACUCUGGCUAAGGAACCCAUUAACAAGAUUGAAUGGUGGAGAGGACCUGCAGAUAAGUUGUGACAAUUACAACGGUCAGCCAUUCGACGCUACCUCCAACUUAAUCAACACCGGAUUUUAUUUUAUUUCAUCCAACAGCAGGACUAUAGCUUUGUUUAAUCGGUGGUAUGGUGCGAUGAACAGUUCAUCAGGCAUGAAAGAUCAGGAUGUAUUGCUUAAGAUGAGCUUUGAUGGUGUCUUUGAACAACUGGACAUGAAAGUGAGGUACUUAGACACCGAUUACUUCAGCGGGUUCUGCCAGAAAAGCAAGGACUUCAGAAAAGUGAUCACCGUUCACGCAAACUGUUGCAUCGGCUCAAAUGCGAAGCUCAUCGACCUAAGAGCCUUCUUGGAAGCCUGGAAGAUUCACAAUGGCACAUCAAAUGCUUCUUGGCCUAAACACAAGUCAUGUUUGCUAGCAAAGAACAGAAAGCUGAUCCUUGUAUGAUGAUUACAUGCAUGAAAGAUUGAUAAUUAGUUGUGAGAAA